UCCCAUUCAACGUACACACAAAACCCCCAAAGCAACAAUCUCUUUAAAAUGCCCUAAAUCUCACCAACACAUACUCCUCUCUGAUUCAACAAUGGCUUUUGGCAAUAUCCAAGAACUAGACGGCGAGAUCCUAAAGAACGUUUGGGCGAAUUACAUCGGAACACCACAAACCGAUACAAGAUCAAUUCAAGUUCCAGAAGUUUCUAGAACUUGGGAAGCGUUGCCUACCCUUGAUGACAUACCAGAAGGUUCUAGAGAAAUGCUUCAAAGCCUAGAUAUGUCGACGGAGGACCAGGAAUGGACAGAGAUUCUCGAUGCUAUUGCUUCUUUCCCAAACAAAACCAAUCAUGAUCCAUUAACCAACCCUACCAUUGAUUCAUGUUCUUUGUCUUCUCGGGUUUCUUGCAAAACAAGAAAAUACAGGGGAGUACGGAAGCGUCCGUGGGGGAAAUUUGCAGCCGAAAUCAGGGAUUCGACGAGAAACGGUGUUAGGGUUUGGCUCGGAACGUUCCAAACUGCAGAGGAAGCAGCUAUGGCUUACGAUAAAGCCGCGGUUAGAAUUAGAGGUACUCAAAAAGCUCACACAAAUUUUCAGCUCGAAACAGUUAUAAAAGCUAUGGAAAUGGAUUGCAACCCAAACUACUACCGGAUGAACAACUCAAAUACGUCCGAUCCAUUAAGAAGCAGCCGCAAAAUCGGAUUGAGAACAGGAAAAGAGGCGGUUAAGGCUUAUGAUGAAGUCGUUGAUGGGAUGGUUGAAAACCAUUGUGCCCUUAGCUAUUGUUCAACUAAGGAGCACUCGGAGACUCGUGGUUUGCGUGGGAGUGAAGAAACUUGGUUCGAUUUAAGAAAGAGACGAAGGAGUAAUGAAGAUUCUAUGUGUCAAGAAGUUGAAAUGCAGAAGACGGUUACUGGAGAAGAGACAGUAUGUGAUGUGUUUGGUUUGUUUGAGUUUGAGGAUUUGGGAAGUGAUUAUUUGGAGACGUUAUUAUCUUCUUUUUGACAGAAAUACAUUGAAAACU
Molecule: messenger RNA, 1022 nt
Organism: Arabidopsis thaliana (thale cress)
Lineage: Eukaryota; Viridiplantae; Streptophyta; Magnoliopsida; Brassicales; Brassicaceae
Product: Integrase-type DNA-binding superfamily protein
Exons: 1
Coding region: 92-1003 (303 amino acids)
Biological process (GO): ethylene-activated signaling pathway; regulation of DNA-templated transcription
Cellular component (GO): nucleus
Molecular function (GO): DNA-binding transcription factor activity; DNA binding
Source: RefSeq, marked reviewed